Messenger RNA from Nematocida major, 870 nucleotides. RefSeq lists its product as uncharacterized. NCBI's taxonomy places the organism in Eukaryota, Fungi, Microsporidia. The record is from RefSeq and is a predicted model, not a curated record. The transcript has a single exon. The coding region runs from base 1 to 870 and encodes 289 amino acids.
AUGAAAAGGAGCCUGGCUGCAUACAUAAAGAGCAACGUGCUCUGGAUAGGGCUAGCAGUGGCAAUAAAGCCCUUCUCUCUGUGUGAAAUGCUGUCCAAGUACUCAUACUACGAUGUGGAAGAGGCGCAGGAGUAUUUUUCAGGCAAUCCACUAGCAGAUAAGCCCUUUUUUCUGGUGUAUGCUCUGCACCGCGCGAUAUCGCUGGUCAGCAAAAACCCGCCUGCUGUUUUCCGCAUUAUGUCGCUUGUCUGCGACUUUAUAUCCAGCUACUUUCUUGGAAAUAUAUGGUAUUUUGUGCUCUCCGCGCUGUUUCCCAGCGACCCUUCAUCUCUUGUCUGCCUUCUGUUUUCCAUGUACUACAGCGGCGCCCUUGCAAAACAUCUGGCCCCUCUUCUUAUGCUUGUGUGUGUAGAAAGCACGCACACUGUAACCACGCCUGGGCUCAACGCCUACUGGUAUGUAAACAUCCAGAUGAUCGAGCAGUACAGGCCUAUGUUCCAUGAGCUGUUUUUCUCCACCCACAUUUUCCUCCUCGGCAUGUCUACGCUGUCCAGUCUGCCCAGCAGCAAGCUGUACAUGGCAAUGGUCUUCAAGGACCUGGGGUACCGAGGCUAUCUUCUUCUGUGGUGCAUGCUGACCAGAGGGCAGCCUCGCGAUAAAAUACUUGGCGCCUGCUUGGGAGUUGCCCUGCUGGGCUUUUUCCUGGACUGCAUUGUGUGGUACAUGCUUGUGUUUUGCGGCGUAGGAAACAUGAACUUUCUGUGCUGGAGCAACCUAAUAACCAUAAUUUCCACAGGAUUGGCUACGCUCCACCAUGAAAUCAAAAAGAGAAGAGGCAUGCAAAAGCCCGCAGCCCACCGCCACAAAUAG